AUGAAAAAUCGUUUGCUCUUCUUCAUCAUCAUGAUCUUUGUCACAUGUUGCUCAGUGACAACACAACAAGCUCUGAAUGCAACUUUCACUUUCUCUGGAAUGAGAUACCUCCCCCACAUAAGCUCUGCUUUGUUGCAAUUAAAGCAAGAAUUUGUCUUUAAAAAGCCCAAUUACACUGAUUAUUAUUAUCCAACUCCAUAUGAUGAGACCCUUUCUUACCCAAAGAUGAAGUUUUGGACGGAAGGAAAGGACUGUUGUGACCUCUUCAGCUUACGUCAACUUCACCGGCUCAACCUUGCCUACAACAACUUCACUCUUUCUAAUAUUCCAUCAAGCUUUGCUCAGCUUUCGAGGUUAACCCAUCUCAACCUCUCUUACUCCUUUUUUUCUGGUCAAGUCCCUUCUGAAAUCGCUUUGUUGUCCAAUUUGAUGUCUCUUGAUCUCUCUUAUGAUAUUCACUACGAUUAUGAUCAUGAGAUGUCUAUUAGCCUUUUAUAUAGCCCAACGAUAACAUUUGCUCAAAACAUGACAAAAUUAAGAGAACUUCAUCUGAACAAUGUGAACUUUUCGUCACUACUACCUGAAUCUAUGGCUAACCUAUCCUCCUUGACAUCUCUAUCUCUUACUGAUUGCAAUCUAUAUGGUGAAUUUUUGCAAAACAUUUUUCAUCUUCCUAAAAUUCAAGUCAUUGAUAUGUCGUUCAAUAGAAACCUUACUGGUUUUCUUCCUAAUUUUCAUUUUGGUAGUAAACUAAACUCAUUGCGUCUUCACUCUACAAGCUUUUAUGGAAGAAUACCAUAUUCCAUUGGCAAUCUCAAGUUCAUAAGUGUUUUAGAUCUCUCAUAUUGUAACUUUUCAAGGACCAUUCCAUCUUCACUUAAGAAUAUAUCACAACUCUCAAGUCUUGACCUAAGUUUCAACAACUUUCAACUUCCACCAGCUUUGUUAAUAAUGCCUUCCCUGCAGUAUCUAAUGCUUGGCGGAAAUCACUUUACUGGCCCUCUAACCAUUCCAUCUCCAGUUAAGAAUUUAUCUCAUCUUUCAUGGCUUGAAUUAAGUUUCAACAAUUUUGAUAGUCAACUUCCACCAACUUUGUUCAUAAUUCCUUCUUUACAAUCUCUAAGUCUUUCUUCUAAUAAGUUUAUAGGCCCUCUAACCAUUCCAUCUUCAAUUAAGAAUUUAUCACAUCUUUCAAGGCUUGAAUUAAGUUCCAACAAUUUUGAUGGUCAACUUCCACAAGCUUUGUUCAUAAUGCCUUCCCUACAGUAUUUAAUGCUUGAAGAUAAUCACUUUAAUGGCCCUCUAACCAUCCCAAAUGUCUCGUUAUCAUCCCAAUUGACAUACCUUAAUUUGGAUGGGAACAAGCUAAUUGGAAAAAUUCCAAGGUCAAUUUUUGAAAUGUGAAAACUUGAAAAUCUGUACCUUAGUGACAAUAAUUUAAGUGGCAUUAAUGCCUAGGUGCAAGGAAGGAACAGGGGAAGAUUGGCCCAAGAUUCAACACAUACCUAACAUACUAAUUAUAUGAAAGGCCCAGGUUAUAACCACAAUACAUGAGGUGAGGAGUUAUCGCUGUCUUCUUCAACUUCUUUAUCUUUUGAUGAUGUUGGUGUCACCCUUCAAUCUUCUUUGGCCGAACUUGGUGGGGUUUAGGUGCUGAUGAUCAUUACCCUUUGGCCAAGUGUCCCACUGCUUUUGGGGUUGCUAUACAUUUGGUCUUUACUCAAGCCCUUAUGUUAGCUGGAAGUUUUUUUCUGAUUGACCAAUCCUCUUUUCAACUUGAAGUCUCUCAUUGGUCAUAAGGGUCUAUAAAUAUUCUUAGACUGGUGUUUGGAGUAACUUGAUGUGUUGAUGUUUGAGUCAUCUGAUUUGUAUUCAUUGUGUGAAAAGCCUAUAGUGUAUGCUUGGACAAAUCAUCUUGUAUUUGCAUUUUAUGUUUUUGGUUUUCUGUGUGGUUUUCCUUUGUUUUUCUUGUGUGAGAUAUGUUUUUUUUCCUUAUGUAUUUUUCUCUUUGUCUACUACGGUAUUCCUCAGCCAUAAGUGAGGUUUUUCAAUAAAUUUGGGAGGAAGCCACUCGUGGACAGGUGA
Humulus lupulus (European hop) is the source of this 2085-nucleotide messenger RNA. RefSeq names its product receptor-like protein 6. The transcript has 3 exons. NCBI's taxonomy places the organism in Eukaryota, Viridiplantae, Streptophyta, Magnoliopsida, Rosales, Cannabaceae. The coding region runs from base 1 to 1404 and encodes 467 amino acids. Gene Ontology annotation, molecular function: protein binding. The record is from RefSeq and is a predicted model, not a curated record.